AUGGAUUUUCCCUCUUCACCCACUGUCGGGCCGCCCAAACGUGCCUUCGACGACGAACUCCUGCAAUCACCGACCGCGAAACGCGCUAAGCGGGCCAGGCCCAACAAGAAGGACCGCCUCAUCCAGACGGCCAAGAAGUCAAAUGGCAGUAUCGAACAAGAUGACCUGGCAAGCUCCGACAACAUCUCUGGCACAGGCAUCACCCAGAAGGAGACCCCAGUCCAUCCUCCUAUCCCUGUUGGGUUUUCGCUCCCGGAAACCUCCAAAGUUCAUGCAUCAAAGGCCGCCGAAAAGUCCCAAAACAGCGAGCCCAAGAAGAAGGGGCGCAAGAAGAAAGAACUAGAAAAGGAGCUCGAAGACGAACUCAAGGAUUUCAGGAGGAGCGAGUCCAAGAACAGCGAAGUGAAGAAGAAUGAGCUUGAGGCUAGCGCUACGAAGGACGCCGAAAAUGGCGUGAAGCGUUCCGGUGCCAUCGACAGCCCCAAAACCCAAGCCAAUACCCGCAAGAUCACGGCCGAGCCUAACAGCGAGCCUAAGCGCCCCUUCCACAACGGCAGCUCAGAGUUUCCCGCGGUUGCCGGCCCCUCCAAGAUCAAGAUCAAGAAGAAGCCGGCCUACGAGACUAGAGAGCUUACUCCCCUCAGCGACCUGGCCCCCAUCCCGGACUACACCUUCAAGGCCUACCCCAACCCUGGUGGUGGUGCGGGUGGUGCGGAUGGUGGUGGUGCGGAUGGGGAGGGUGGUGGUGGUGGUGUUAGUGGUGGUGGGGGUACGCCGCGGGCGGGUUCGGCUGCGGCGGCGAGGGGGAUUCGGGAGAAGUUGAGUAAGAGUAUGCUGCAGUCGCGCAAGACGCUGGAGCAGUGUCUGGCAAUUUAUACGGAGGAUAUGGACCGUGCGGAGACCCGCGAGGAGGUGGUAAAGUAUGGGGGUUUGGCGGUGCAGUAUGCGGGGGAUUUGUUCAAGACGCUGGGUUGA
Messenger RNA from Chaetomium globosum CBS 148.51, 975 nucleotides. RefSeq lists its product as uncharacterized. The record is from RefSeq and is a predicted model, not a curated record. NCBI's taxonomy places the organism in Eukaryota, Fungi, Ascomycota, Sordariomycetes, Sordariales, Chaetomiaceae. Bases 1 to 975 code for a protein of 324 amino acids. The transcript is spliced from 2 exons.